AUGGCCGUGGCACAGAAAGCCGCUGAUUUGUUAGCCUCAUUCCCCGAGGUCUCCGUCUACCGAUGGUCCUGCGACGACACCUCGCGCCGCUUCGCUGUAGAAAAUCCAGCGACAGGAAAGACCAUCACCACCAUCCAAGCGGGCAACGUCGAAACCACCAACGCUGCCAUCGAAGCGUCCCAAGCAGCGUUUGUCGGCUGGAAAGCACGCGCGCCGCAAGACCGGUGUGGCUUUCUCCUGCGCGCAUCCGACGAGCUCCAGAAGAACGCACAGGAGCUGGCACUCCUGUUGUGUCUCGAGAAUGGAAAGCCAUUCAAAGAUGCGAUAAUCGAUGUAUUCUUCCUGAUUCAAGUAUUCAAAUAUUUCGGGUCGAUCGCCGAUAAAUUGCCAUCGGAAUUCUUUGAUCAGGGCAAUGUCUACUCAACCAUCAUCUACGAGCCACUAGGUGUAUGCGCGGGUAUCAUCCCAUUCAACUGGCCUCCCAUUCACGUUGGUGGAAAACUGGCGCCUUGUUUGGCAGCGGGAAACACGAUGAUUCUGAAGCCUGGUGAACAAGCCCCUCUAACUGCCAUUCGCAUCGUGGAAAUUCUACAGACUAUCUUCCCUCCGGACGUGGUUCAAGUCGUCCCUGGGUUGGGACCAGAGGUACCCCAGGCACUCGUCAACCACAGACUGGUAAAGAUGGUCUCCUUUACGGGGUCAUCGCCCGUUGGAGCGAAAGUGGCAUCGGCUGCUGGAUCCUCUCUCACGGCUACGGCUCUCGAGCUGGGUGGCAAGAACGCCUUCGUUGUGUUUGACGACGCGAACAUUGAUGUCGCAGUACGUGACGCCGUUGAGGGCGCGUAUUUCAACAAGGGCGAGGCCUGCACCGCAUCCUCCCGAAUCCUUGUUCACCAGAGUCUCUACCCAGCAUUUGUCGAAAAAAUGGCCGCUGCCGUGUCGAAACUGCGGGCCGGUGACGGGGUUGACGACGCGACCCACGUUGGUCCAGUGGUCUCGCGAGAGCGCAAGGAGCAAAUCUUGGCCGCGAUUAAUUUGGCUAAGAGCCAGGGUGCCCGGUUGGCUGCUCAAGGUAUCGUCACCAGUGACGGGGAUGGCUUUUUCGUGGCCCCUACGCUGUUCACCGACGUAAAAACUGAGAUGGCCGUCGCCGUGGAGGAGAUUUUUGGUCCUGUUGCAUGCGUUAGUGCCUUUGAGACCGAGGAUGAAGCUGUGGAGAUUGUCAAUGCCUCCCGAUAUGGUCUCUUCGCAGGUGUUUAUUCGACCGAUUUCAGCCGUGCCAUGCGGGUCGCCCGACGCGUCGAAGCCGGUGUCGUCUUGGUCAACAACUACUUCCGUGGUGUGCUAGGAACACCCUUCGGAGGUGUGAAAGACAGUGGUCAUGGUCGUGAACACUGGAUUGGGACAUUGCGGGAAUGGAGCCAAAUCAAGAACAUUCGCUACCCCAGUGGUUUGGGAGGACCGUUGCCCCAGUGGAGGGCCAUUCCGGAGAUUUUCCAGCAGGACGGAGCAGAGUAG
Penicillium cataractarum is the source of this 1518-nucleotide messenger RNA. RefSeq names its product aldehyde dehydrogenase family protein. The record is from RefSeq and is a predicted model, not a curated record. The transcript has a single exon. Lineage: Eukaryota; Fungi; Ascomycota; Eurotiomycetes; Eurotiales; Aspergillaceae. Gene Ontology annotation, molecular function: aldehyde dehydrogenase (NAD+) activity. Bases 1 to 1518 code for a protein of 505 amino acids.